Messenger RNA from Anoplopoma fimbria (sablefish), 1561 nucleotides. RefSeq names its product olfactomedin-like 3a (gene olfml3a). Bases 119 to 1327 code for a protein of 402 amino acids. The transcript is spliced from 3 exons. NCBI's taxonomy places the organism in Eukaryota, Metazoa, Chordata, Actinopteri, Perciformes, Anoplopomatidae. The record is from RefSeq and is a predicted model, not a curated record. Gene Ontology annotation, biological process: signal transduction.
ACAAAGUAGGUAGAGGUUGUGUGAAGCUCUGAGGACAGUCCUGGGAGGGAAAACCUGACGAAGCAUCUAAACUCCGGACAAACAAAGAACCUCAGCUAUCCCCAUUGACCGGCUCACAAUGAAGCCGGUGUUUGUUCUCCUUGUUUCCACUGCCUGGACUUUAACUGGAGCCCAGUAUUACUACCAGGGGCUGAUGGAUUAUCUGGAGAACAGGUUGUUGGCUAUUGAGGACCGCAUGCAGUUGUGGCACGGGCAAUCCCAUCGCUAUCACACAGAGCUGCUGGAUUUCAAAAAGCUAACUGCUGAGGCCAUGGAUGGUCUGAAAAAUCAGCACAGCGUGAUGUUCAAAGACAUGGAAGGAGCUGCCGUCCGAGUGGACCGGGUGGAGCGAGAGAUGGACUACGUGGAGAUCCAGACUUCCCCCCGUGCCUGUGUGAAUAAGGCAGACAAGGUUGUGGAGGAGGGAGCCUGGAGGCUGGAGGAGAGCAGAGGAGAGGAAGAGGAAGAAGAAGACUGGGAGGAGCUGCACUCCAGAGUCUCUGACUGUGUGGAAAUCAUCUCUAGCAUCAGAUCAGUGAAGAUCCUGAAAAGAGUGGGCAGUCCUAAGGGCAUGUGGACCAGAGACCCCAGGUCAUCCAAGGUUUACAUCUUUAAUGGGACAACAGGCGACAGCGUCUACCAGUUCAACUCCGUACGAGAGUUUUCCCGCUCUCCUGGUGUCACCGGCAGCCGACAGAUCAGGCUUCCCUCUGACUGGAGAGGUCCUGGCAGCACUGUCUACGACGGCUAUUUGUACUACAUACAGCAGGAGGAUGAUAUGGAUGUGCAGGUGGUCAAAUAUGACCUGCUGAGUGGCUCGGUGACAGACGCCGCCAUGUUCCCCGUGGAGAGCCACGCUUCUGUUUACAACCUCAACCCAGAAACUGUUGCAGACCUAGCAGCAGAUGAGGAAGGCCUCUGGCUAUUGUACGCAACCAGCAACAGUGAACCGAACAUCCACCUUGCAAAGAUGGACCGGGCCUCGCUCGAUAUAGAACAAAUCUGGGACACCAGGUGCCCAAGGGAGAACGCAGAGGCGUCUUUCGUAGUUUGCGGGACUGUCUAUGUCGUUUAUAACACACGCCUGGCCAGCCGGUCCCGAGUCCAGUGCCUUUUUGACGUCAACGACAUGGUCAGCAGCGAGGAGGCUCCACUGAUCUACUUUCCCAGGAGGUACGGAGCCCACGCCAGUCUGAAAUACAACCCAGAGGAAAAACAGCUCUACGCCUGGGACGAUGGCUACCAAAUCAUUUACAGACUGUCCAUGAAGAGGAAACUCCUGGUGUGACAGCAGGGGGGUAGUGUCAUGUUUUCAAAGGCAAUGAGUCAGAAUAGGAGCAGUACAUUUACACAUGCUGUGCCAUAAGUCUUUCAUCAGCGCUGCACUCUUCAGUCAUGGUAGAUAUAAGACGAAUCACCCGUAACAUUGCAUAUUUUUAAGCAAAAGAAAUAACCUUUAAAAUUAUUAUUUAUUCAUUUGAUUAUUUUUUGUGUGUGUGUUAUAUACCAAAAUAAACAUGGA